AUAAGGACAAGGCUGUGUGCAAACACAGAAGGCACACAGGAGUGAAAGGAGAUGCCAAUAUCGUCUAAAUUACAAUAAAUCGUGGACGAUUGUAAUACCUGGAUGGCUAAGUGUCUACUCUCUUCAGCUGUCCACCUGAAAUAUCCCAUAAUAAGCUUCCAUGAUAGAUGCUGAAAAUGAGGAAGAAGAGCCAAAGCACUCGACAGAACUGCCCCUUCCUCUCUGCUGCUUUGAGACCUUUCCUGAUUUAUCCUCCCCCGAUGGACCAUGAUGCUUUCAACGCCAGCCGAUUCUUCAGAAUUAUCACCUCACAGUGACUCCGAAUCCCAAAAUGCCGAGCUGUGGCUAGAGCGGCUGCCCCGUGGGUCGAUCUGACCAUCAUCUAGCUCCUCUUCCUCCCCUCUUCAACCCUCUACCCUCCCUUCCUCUCUCCUUUUCUCUCCCUGCCUUAUUUCUGCCUCUCCCCCCUCAUAAAUCUCCCCUCUUUCUCCUUUUUCCGUUCUUCUUCCCUACUAUUCUCCCUCCCUCCUUCGUUCUCCCCCCCUAAACCCACCACCUCCUCCUCCUCCUCUCCCCCUGCAGCACACAUGCAGGCCAAGAAGCGGUACCUGCUCGUGUCUGUGGGGGCCGGUCUUCUCUUCCUCGUCUAUCUGUGGGCUCUGCAAAUCGGGGACUUCCAGCAGCAGCCGUACCAGUAUCGUCAGUUUCCCCAUAACCCCCAGUACCAUCAGUACCACUACCAGCAGCAGGAAGAGUACCAGUACUACCACCAGAGCCAGUACGUGUACCAGCCGCAGCCCCUCCCCCAGAGAAGCCCGUCCAGACCCCCCAGGCACUGGCCCGAGUCUGACCAGCUGCUGGAGCCGUACCUGGAGGGAGGAGAGCAAGAGGAGGAUACCCCUCAGCUCCACCACCAGCACACCUCUCCUCACGAACGGCGUGCGAUCCGCGACAACAUCUACAAGAACAAACGCUGCCGCAUGGAAACGUGCUUUGACUUCUCUCGCUGCCAGUCGGGCUUCAAGGUUUACAUCUACCCUCCUCAGAGAGGGGACGAGAUCUCUGAGACCUACCAGAAGAUCCUGACCUCCAUUGAGGGCUCUCGCUUUCACACCACAGACCCUUCGCGGGCCUGCCUGUUCGUCCUGGCUGUUGACACGCUGGACAGGGACCAGCUCUCUGUGCAGUUUGUGCAGAACGUCAGGCUCCGUAUCCAGAACUUGCCGACGUGGAACGAUGGCAGGAACCACCUCAUAUUUAACCUCUACUCGGGCACAUGGCCGGACUACACGGAGGAUCUGGGCUUUGAGGUUGGCCAGGCCAUGCUAGCCAAGGCGAGUGCGGAUGUGGUCAACUUCAGACCCAACUUUGACAUCUCCAUCCCGCUUUUCUCCAAGGAACACCCUUUGAAAAGAGGAGGCGCAGGUUAUCUGGCGCUUAACAACGCACCGUCGUCCAGGAAGUACCUGCUGGUUUUCAAAGGGAAACGAUACCUGACGGGCAUCGGUUCUGAGACAAGGAAUGCUCUGUAUCACAUCCACAACGGGGAAGAUAUUAUCCUGCUGACCACGUGUAAACAUGGAAAGGAUUGGGAAAAGCAUAAGGACUCUCGCUGUGACCGAGAUAACCAAGAAUACUCAAAGUUUGACUACCAGGAGCUGCUCCACAACUCCAGUUUCUGCCUGGUGCCCCGGGGACGACGACUGGGAUCCUUUCGCUUCCUGGAGGCCCUGCAGGCGGCGUGUAUCCCAGUUAUUCUCAGUAACGGCUGGGAGCUUCCCUUCUCUGAAGUCAUCGACUGGAGGAAAGCCGCCAUCAUCGGAGAUGAGAGACUGCUGCUACAGGUUCCCUCCAUUACCCGGUCUGUGGGCCAUGACAGGAUCCUGGCUCUCCGACAGCAGACUCAGUUCCUCUGGGACGCCUACUUUUCCUCUGUAGCCAAAAUCGUCUUAACUACUCUGGAGAUCAUCCAGGACCGAGUAGACUCGUUGGUGUCCAGAAACCGGUUGCUAUGGAAUUCUUUACCUGGUGGUCUCUAUGCACUCCCCCAGUACUCUGCUGACCCCACCCAGUUCCCUUUUUACUAUGCGGCACUGGGUAAGAGCCCCUCGCAGCAGUUCACAGCUGUGAUCCACACGGUGACUCCUCUGCAGGCUCAGAUCUCCCCUGUGGUGAAGCUCAUCAUUGCUGUAGCCAAGUCCAAGUUCUGUGCACAGAUCGUGGUUUUAUGGAACUGCGACAAGCCUUUACCUCCUCGGAACAAGUGGCCCUCCACCAGCGUGCCUCUCUCUGUCAUCGAAGGACAGACCAAGACAAUGAGCAGUCGUUUCUUCCCCUACGACACGAUCCUCACCGAUGCUGUUCUCAGUCUCGACGAAGACUCUGUUCUCUCGACAAACGAGGUGGAUUUCGCCUUUAUCGUUUGGCAAAGUUUCCCAGAGCGUAUCGUUGGUUAUCCUGCGAGGAGCCACUACUGGGACAGCUCCAGAUCCCGCUGGGGCUACACCUCUAAAUGGACCAAUGACUACUCCAUGGUCCUCACAGGAGCAGCCUUCUAUCACAGGUAUUAUCACUACCUGUACACACACUACAUCCCUCCCAGCCUGCUGACCACAGUGGACCGGAUCUCCAACUGUGAGGACAUCCUGAUGAACUUCCUGGUUUCAGCCGUCACCAAGCAGCCACCGAUCAAAGUCACGCAGAAGAAGCAGUACAAGGAAACCAUGAUGGGCCAGGGCUCCAAGUCGUCUCGGUGGGCCGACCCGGACCACUUUGCCCAGCGACAGACCUGCAUGAACGCCUUCAGUCACUGGCUGGGUUUCAUGCCUCUGGUGCACUCCCAGAUGAGGCUGGACCCGGUGCUGUUCAGGGAUCAGGUUUCUAUCCUGAGGAAGAAAUACAGGGACAUUGAGAAGCUGUGACUGCACAUGGAAAAACACAGAAUCCCCGUCAGAGAGUACAAAUGUGUGUUUCCUUCUCAAGAAGCCGUGACCAGAAUACACACUGAACAUUUGUGAGGCUUAGAAGGAAAUUCGCACCUGCACUGGGAGUAAAAUGAUAAAACGCCGAGGAUUGGACAAGACAUUUAACCGAGGUUGACUAAAAAAACACAAAAAGAUUCUGUAUGCCUGGUUGAUAACAGAGAGACUGUGUAAACCAGCCAUCUGAGACUCAACAAAUAAAUACAAGAGCUUGGACAAACAUGCAACAAAGAGCUGGACACGGUUAGACAACAGAUCAACAGUGUGUUCUGCAUGAUUUGAACAAGACAACUGUACAAGGACCUGCACAAGAAAUUACAAAAUAAAAGACUUAUGUUUAUCCACUGUUGGAAAUAGAGAAGUAUACCAUUAAAACAGGACAGAAGAGCUCUAUGGAUAAUAGGUUGUAUUUAUACAUCAAUAGAAGCACUCUCUGGGCUGAUGGAUGUACAAUAAAAACACAUUAUGGACAAACUGUAGAUUCUGGGUCAGGCCACUUAAACGCUGCUACUCAAACAAACCCUGAG
Messenger RNA from Cheilinus undulatus (humphead wrasse), 3508 nucleotides. Its product is annotated as exostosin-1. The transcript is spliced from 13 exons. NCBI's taxonomy places the organism in Eukaryota, Metazoa, Chordata, Actinopteri, Labriformes, Labridae. Gene Ontology annotation, cellular component: membrane. The coding region runs from base 588 to 2921 and encodes 777 amino acids. Gene Ontology annotation, molecular function: glycosyltransferase activity. The record is from RefSeq and is a predicted model, not a curated record.